Molecule: messenger RNA, 2328 nt
Organism: Lingula anatina
Lineage: Eukaryota; Metazoa; Brachiopoda; Lingulata; Lingulida; Lingulidae
Product: rho-related BTB domain-containing protein 1
Biological process (GO): small GTPase-mediated signal transduction
Molecular function (GO): GTPase activity; GTP binding; protein binding
Source: RefSeq, a predicted model, not a curated record
ACAUAAUACUUCCAUGUGACCUACUUUCAUCUGGCAAGCUGUCAGUGUCAACAGACACGAGUGUCAAGUCACAGGCUCACCUGAGAGAAAACAGAUAAAACAACGUAAAUCAAUAAAAGAUGAAGUAAGACACAGAUGAGAUACUUGAAGAAAAUCUGAACAUGAUAGAUCAACAGCAGUCACACCAUGAAGUGGUGAAAUGUGUGGUCGUUGGAGACACAGGAACGGGGAAGACACGCUUGAUCUGUGCUCGUGCAUGCGGGACAAGUUACUCCUUACCGCACCUGAUGCACACACAUGUGCCCACGGUUUGGGCUAUUGAUCACUACAGGCACGAUUUGGAGGUCCUGGAGCGUUCCUACUGCAGUGUGGACAAGGUGGAUGUGUCACUAAGACUUUGGGACACAUUUGGUUAUCAUGGAAAGGACAGAAGAUUUGCAUAUGGAAGAGCUGAUGUGGUUCUUCUGUGCUUCUCAGUUGUACGACCAAAAACCUAUUACAAUCUGGUCAGUGUGUGGUAUCCAGAAAUACAGGAGUUUUGCCCCGAUACCCCUAUUGUGCUGGUAGGCUGUCAGGUGGACCUCAGACAUCUGUACAUGGACAAAGACUUCAUUAAGAUGGACAAAGGGCCUUUUUUCAAGCCAAUUCUAGAAGAAGACAUACUGACUCCAAAAGAUGGACGCAAAGUAGCAAAGAAAAUUGGUGCUUAUUACUAUGAAAGUAGUGUUUAUAGUAGAUAUGGAGUUGAAGAAGUCUUCACGAAUGCUGUCAGAGCUGCACUUUACCACAAACGCCAGAAGAAAUUCUGGAAGACUCAGUUGAGAGGAAUAAAACCACCUUUAUGCCAGGAACCAUAUUUGCCUCCAAUGCCCAAACCACCGCCAGUACAAGUGCCCGAGAUGCUGAUGUCUUUUGAUCUGUCUGGUUUGCUCUCUAGCAAGGCAUUCAGUGAUAUUACUCUACAGACUGGUGAUGUCUGUAUUCAGGCUCAUAGAGUUUGCUUGGUGACUGCAUCACAUGUAUUUUGUGAUCUCCUUAUUCAUAACAUUGGACAACGGGUGGAAAACCAAUGCGAAACCCCCACCAAUGGUGCCACUACAUGUUGCACUUCUGCUAGGACUGUUGAUGCUUCAGAAAGACUGCUUCCUCUCACUGAUAGUGACAACAGCUCAAUGGAAGUGGAAACAAGCCAGGAUGAGACAAGUACCAUUGCUUUAAAUCACCCUGCGUUUUUAUCUAUUCAGCGGAGAAGUUCGGAGGGAGAAAUCUUACUUAUUCUCAAUAGUGAUAUAACUCCAGCUGCUCUACAGUAUGUGCUCCACUACCUGUACACUGGGAGAGCCUUGGAGAACCACACUGUGCUUGCUGAGGCCAAAUGUGCAGCUCAACUACUGCAAUUGACUGAUCUUGUCACCAUGAUCACAAACAUUGAGAAUAGGGAUCAGAUUUUGAACAAAGAGUUUGAAGAAGCUUUCUUCAAACAGAGGUGCUUUCAACUAAAAAAGUUGGUUCUGGAUACAGGGCUCUUUGCAGAUGUCCAUUUCCAAGUAGAUGAUGGAUUAGUUCCAGCCCACAAGGCCUUACUUGUCAGUAGCUGUGACCCCAUGCUUGCCAUGUUCAGUGACAAUUUCAAGGAGAGUGCUGCAAAAGUGGUUUGUUUCCCUGGUAUGACAGGGGACACAUUCAAAACCCUCCAACACUACUUGUACACUGGUCAGAUGCCUGACAGCCUGUACAAUGUGGACCCCAUUGACCUUAUUGCUGUGGCAAACCGUCUUUGUCUUCCUAACUUGGUGUCCCACGUGGAGCUAGAGGUGAUCAAAGAGUUCACAGCCAGUGCUGAGGUGGGGGAGGACAUUAACAGGGAUGUUAUGAACCUUCUUGUCAUGGCUGAGCUCCACAAUGCCCACCAACUUACAGAGUGGUGCCUCUACUGGCUCACAGUGCAAUAUUCCACAGUGUUCAGAAAGCACCAAAGGCAAUUCAAGACUUUGCCCACAGAGAUGCAGACUUACUUAACAAAGCACAGGUGGCCACCACUUUGGUACCUUCGUGAAAAAUUUUCUCAUGAAAAGGCACUAAAAGAAGAAGAUAAAGGCCUAGGGAAGAACAAGAUGCCGUAUCAUUUGAAGAACACUCAGAGAAGCAGCUCAGAAUCUGGAUGUCUUUGUUUUGCUCUAAGAGGUCACCAUCGCAGAGAGCUGCAAGACAGAUCAACUUUUCCACAAGCUUCUUUAGAAGACUGAUCAAUACAAAUGGAGAACUUUUACCAUUUCCAUUACCCUAUGUGGCCCUUGAAAUAGUACUUUUCAAAACCUUUUUUUUUUU